Messenger RNA from Salmo salar (Atlantic salmon), 1765 nucleotides. Its product is annotated as mast cell protease 1A-like. Gene Ontology annotation, biological process: proteolysis. Lineage: Eukaryota; Metazoa; Chordata; Actinopteri; Salmoniformes; Salmonidae. Gene Ontology annotation, molecular function: serine-type endopeptidase activity. The record is from RefSeq and is a predicted model, not a curated record.
AUGGAGGUAACACUCAUCCUGGAGAGAGUAGAAACCUGCAGUCUCUCAAUUCAUCUAGAUCUCUGCCAGUCCACCACCAUGUACCUGUACCUCCUCAUCCUCCUCCAACUCCUUUCCUCUACUGGAGCCUCUGAGAGUGGUAUUGUGGGUGGUAAAAUAGCUAAACCCCACUCUAGGCCCUAUAUGGUCUCUCUGCAACACAGAGGACACCAUGUUUGUGGAGGAAUGCUCAUCUGGGAGGACGUUGUCCUGACUUCAGCGCACUGCUUAAGGAAUGCUUAUCCUUUAAUGGUGUUGCUUGGAGCCCAUGACUUAAAGAAGUGGAAGAAGAGUUUUCAAAAGAUUCAGGUGUCACAUUAUCAUCGGCAUCCCUUACAUGAGAAUAUAACGCAGAUCAGUUAUGACAUCAUGCUACUGAAGUUAAAGACCACAGCUCGUCUAACCGAGUAUGUGACGGUCAUUGGACUCCCAAAGGAGGAUGAACAUAUCCCAGCAUCCCCCAAAUGCUCUGUUGCUGGUUGGGGCAAGACUAACUCAAACAACAAACAGGGUUCAGACGUUUUGAUGGAAGUGGCAGUGACGUUGGAGGAUAACUCUGAAUGCAAGAGCGUGUGGCAGAAUUACUUUGACAUAAAACAAAUGAUGUGCACUAGUACUACCGGAGGGAAAGGAUUUUGUCAGGGAGAUUCAGGGGGACCUCUUAUUUGUAACAACAAAGCACAGGGUAUCGUUGCUUUUAAUUAUGCUGAGAGAUGUGAUGAUUCCAGAUAUCCUCAUGUGUACAUGAAAAUCCCUUUCUUUAUGCCCUGGAUUAAAGAGGUGUUGCAUGGAUAUGGUGCCAACAUGUCUUUAAACAAGCAGGAAUAAAGGACCAGGAAGUACAUUGAUGCUAGUGUAUUAACAUAAUGGUAUCUAUUCCUGCAUAGAUACACUGCUCAUCAUGCCCUGGAUAGAGGACAAGUUUCUUAUUUUUAUCAUUUUGUUUCCAUUUAAAACACAUGUGUAACUGAUUUUAACUGAUUAUAACAGAUUUUCUUAUUUAGAUACUGUUUUUAUGUAUAUUUUUUGCAAUUAGUAAUUUGAAAAUAAAUUAAAAGGUAAAGCUAAACCUUUACUCUGUCAUUGUUGCUAUUUUUGGAUAUUCAUUCGACCAACAAACUACCUGUUGAUAAGCAACUGCUUGCUAAGUUUAGGGUUAUGUUUAGAAUAAGGGCUAUGGUUUAAAGUUUAGCGUAAGGGACUAAGGGUUAGGAUAAAGGGUUAUGGCUUGGGUUAGGGUUAUGUUUAGAAUAAGGGUUAUGGUUUAAAGUUUAGCGUAAGGGACUAAGGGUUAGGAUAAAGGGUUAGGGCUUGGGUUAGGCUUAUGUUUAGAGUAAGGGCUAUGGUUUAAAGUUUAGCGAAAGGGACUAAGGGUUAGGAUAAAGGGUUAGGGCUUGGGUUAGGGUUAGUAGAUAGUUAGUUGGAAUGUUACUGACCAACCCAAUCUUGAUAUUUAAAGAAUGCGAGCCCCACACCAUGUUAAAAAAAACGAUGUAAUCAAUUUACUUUUUAUGACAAUGACAAUUGCUAUGACAAUCUAUUACAAAUAAGUCUGACAGUAUUUUUGACAGGAUUUCAAUCUGAAGACAGUAUGGUUUGAUGUGACUGGUAAAGGUAUUGGGAAGUUCAGAAGAUCAUCAUGGCAAUAAUGUUGUACGAUCUUCUGGGUAGUGAUGGGGUCAAAUUGGGGUCAUGAUAGGGGCUGCACCAAAUGUUUGAUGUAUUA